This is a messenger RNA of Pygocentrus nattereri (red-bellied piranha), 1921 nucleotides long. RefSeq names its product DnaJ heat shock protein family (Hsp40) member B14 (gene dnajb14). Gene Ontology annotation, molecular function: Hsp70 protein binding. Gene Ontology annotation, cellular component: endoplasmic reticulum membrane. The record is from RefSeq and is a predicted model, not a curated record. The transcript has 8 exons. The coding region runs from base 42 to 1181 and encodes 379 amino acids. Gene Ontology annotation, biological process: cellular response to misfolded protein. Lineage: Eukaryota; Metazoa; Chordata; Actinopteri; Characiformes; Serrasalmidae.
CGCGUUUGUCAGCUGAGCCGGUGGUUAAAGAGGAAAGAACGAUGGAAGGCAACAGAGAUGAAGCCGAAAAAUGCAUAAAUAUAGCUACGAAAGCUCUUGAAGCAGGAGACAAAGAGAAGGCCAUCAAGUUCCUUAACAAAGCGGAAAAAUUAUAUCCCACUGAGACAGCAAGAGUAUUGUUGGAGGCCUUGUUGAGGAAUGGCAGUUCAGCUGGUUAUGGAGGAGCGUACAGCAGAAAGCCAGCUAAUGGAACCAAGGCUCCUUCGCCUCAUCUUCAGACCCAGAAUCAGGAAGCAGGGGCUGGAGACUCCUCCAAGGGCUUCACCCAAGAGCAAGUGGAUGGGGUGCAGAGGAUAAAGAGGUGUAAGGACUACUAUGAGGUGCUGGGCAUCAGUAAGGAAGCGAAUGAGGAGGAGCUGAAGAAAGCAUAUAGGAAGUUGGCACUAAAGUUCCAUCCAGACAAAAAUCAUGCACCUGGAGCCACGGAGGCCUUCAAAAAAAUCGGCAAUGCAUACGCAGUGCUCAGUAAUGCGGAUAAGCGGAGGCAGUAUGACCUCACAGGAGGGGAGGAGCUGAGCAGCCAGGGACAUGGCGGCCAAGGAGGCUUUGACUUCCACCGAGGCUUUGAGGCUGAUAUCACACCCGAAGAUCUCUUCAACAUGUUCUUUGGAGGUGGUUUCCCCUCUUCAACUACACAAACAUUUACUAAUGGCCGUGCUCGAUACGCUCAGCAGACGGAACACGGCAGAAGAGAGAGAGAAGAAAGAGGAGAUGGAGGCUUUUCCAUGUUUAUUCAGCUUAUGCCAAUAGUUGUGUUGAUCUUGGUGUCUGUUCUCAGCCAGCUGUUGGUGUCCACUCCUCCUUACAGCCUGUACUCCAGACCGUCAACGGGUCAGACGGUGAAGAGACAGACAGAGAACCUGCAUGUUGAUUACUAUGUCACCAGAGACUUCAAAUCUGAGUAUAAGGGCUCUGCACUGCAGAAGAUUGAGAAGAAUGUGGAGGAGGAUUACGUGUCCAAUGUGCGCAACAACUGCUGGAAGGAAAGACAGACAAAAACAGACCUGCUCUAUGCCGCUAAAGUGUACAGGGAUGACAGGCUACGCAAGAAGGCUGAGCUAAUGACCAUGGAGAACUGCAAAGAACUGGACAGACUAAACGAGCUCUACCGUGGUGGAUGAGCUUCAAGCUCUUACAGACUCUCUAACGAAAUAUAUAUGUGAGAGAAUAUAUAUGUAUAUGAAAAAUGUAAAUUUUUUUAAGGAAAGAAAUUGAGACAGUAGAAGUUAAAAAAGAAUACUAAAGUUAAAUUUAACAUUUACUGUACUGUGAGCGCUCUUUUACUUUGAAUCCUAUCCACCCCUUUCACAAACUCCUUGGAGUACAUGCUGACUUCCCAACACUGUGUUCUGUCUUUCUGGAUGAAGGUGCCACUAUAAAGGAUAACUUGACUGAACAAUGUAUAGCUCUUAUAAGAAGUCAAACUGGUUCAAGCUGUAUAUGCUGUACAAAAACCAAUCCCAAAUCAGAAACCCUUGUUUCUGCUGCUUCUUCCACUUGCUCAGUGUAACACUUUGUACAGACUUAAUUUCAGGGGGACAUGGCCUUUCUCCCUGAAACAAAAAUUAGCAGUGCUUGUACCUUGGUGAAACCACUGUUAACUGCUUCACUAUUCCACACUGAAGCUCCAUGAUCACAAAUGUUAUGAGGAGGGUGUAGUUGGAGGCGCAAGAUUCAAUUUUCCAGAAGGCCUCAGAAGCGCAUGUUAGGACCCUGUUGGACAGACCUCCAAAACCAUUUUGAUUCUUGUUGUACAUUUUAAUUCUGAAUGUUUGAAGUUAUUUAAGUCUCUGGAGAACAUAGAUAUUUCUUCAUAGCUUGACUAAUCCUUUGAAUAAAGUUUUAAUUAAUUACUGAGUAA